CACACUAGUUCCCCGAAUACUAAUAUCUCCUGUUACUUACUUAUACGACGGCGGCCCGGUUGGCUGGUUAUAUUCUCCCGUUUCUCUGUCUUUUUAUUCCUUGAGCAGCCCAUAUUAGAUAAGUCUACCCGCGAAUUAGUCCUCACCUAGUGGUAUACCAAGAGAUAGGCGCCUGUAGCACCACGCGAAGAGAAGGCAAGGGGAAAGAAGGAGCAGAAGCACUACACGAUGGCCCAGCCGGAGGAGAAGAAGCGCAUCUUCUUAAAUGCGUUUGACAUGUCUACCGUUGGCCACCUCUCGCCGGGCCAAUGGAAGAAUCCUGUCGAUAAAUCGGCAACGAAACGGAACCUCGAGUAUUGGAUCGAGCUGGCCAAGCUGCUUGAUAAGGGAGGCUUCAAUGCCCUAUUUCUCGCAGAUACGUACGGUGGUUACGAUACCUACGAGGGAAGCCUGGACAACUGCAUCAGGCGGGCGGCGCAAUGGCCCAUGACGGACCCAACUAUCCCGAUCGCAGCGAUGGCGGCCGUGACGAAGAACCUCUCCUUUGCCAUCACCGCGUCAACUUCGUUCGAGCCGCCUUUCCUCCUGGCGAAGCGCUUUUCCACCUUGGACCACUUCACCGGCGGUCGGUUUGGCUGGAACAUCGUCACGUCCUGGAAGAAGGCGGCCUUCAAGGCGAUCGGGCUGGAAAACCCCAUCGAGCACGACGAGCGGUACCGCCAAGCUGACGAGUAUCUGAGAGUCCUGUAUAAGCUCUGGGAGGGAUCGUGGGCGGACGACGCCAUAUCGCCGGAUCCCGAGAACGACGUGUAUGCGGACCCGGACAAGAUCCGCACGAUCAACCACAAGGGAAAGUACUUCACGCUCAACUCGCGACACAUCGUCGACCCGUCCCCGCAGCGGACGCCGUUCCUGUUCCAAGCGGGGACCUCGACGGCGGGGCAGGAGUUUGCGGCGACGCACGCCGAGGCCAUCUUCGUGUCGUCGCACUCGCCGGUGAUCCUGCGGCCCAAGGUGACGCGGAUCCGGGAGCUGGCGGCGGCGCAGGGGCGGGACCCGCAGUCGCUCAAGUUCUUCGCGACGUACACGCCGGUGCUCGGGCGGACGGACGAGGAGGCGCGGGAGAAGUACAAGGAGCUGCAGAAGUACGCGUCGGUGGUGGGGGGGCUGGUGCUGGUCAGCGGGUGGACGGGGAUCGACCUGUCGCGGAUCCCGAUCGACCAGGAGCUCAGCGCGGCGGACUCGCUGGAGGCGCACAAGGUGCGCAGCAUGCUGGACGCGUUCACGGCGACGAGCGAGGACAUCCCGCGGUGGACGCCGCGGGUGGUGGCGCAGAAGGCGGCCAUCGGCGGGCUCGGGCGCGUCGGCGUAGGCAGCCCGCAGACGGUGGCGGACGACAUGGAGCGCUGGAUCCGCGACGGCGACCUCGACGGCUUCAACAUCGGCUACGUCACCACGCCCGGCACGUUCGAGGACGUGGUCGAGCUGCUCAUCCCCGAGCUCCGCCGCCGCGGCCUGUACCCGGACCAGCCGGCCGAGGGCGAGAAGCUCACCGCGCGCGAGCGCAUCUACGGCAAGGGCCAGAAGGGCCUGCGCGACGACCACACGGGCUCCCAGUACAGGUACGACCGGUACCAGGAGGACCCGCCGUACCAGGAAGAGAAGAAGGAGGAGGUGGCCGUCGAGAAGGACGGGAACUAGGGAGGCCUUGGUUAGGGUACGGCGACACACAAAGCUACCUGCGUCUGUCACCAUGUGUACCUCUCCCUGUCUGUCGUCUCAUUGUAUAUCUUUCCCCCCUCUCUCUCUCGGCAGUGUGGAUUGUCUGCAUACGGCUCGCAAUGUGAUAAUACCUAUAGUUACCUAUAUUUUAUGGGGUCUUGU
Durotheca rogersii is the source of this 1884-nucleotide messenger RNA. RefSeq names its product nitrilotriacetate monooxygenase component A. The transcript has 4 exons. Bases 229 to 1701 code for a protein of 490 amino acids. Gene Ontology annotation, molecular function: oxidoreductase activity, acting on paired donors, with incorporation or reduction of molecular oxygen; monooxygenase activity. The record is from RefSeq and is a predicted model, not a curated record. Lineage: Eukaryota; Fungi; Ascomycota; Sordariomycetes; Xylariales; Xylariaceae.